Molecule: messenger RNA, 3019 nt
Organism: Brassicogethes aeneus
Lineage: Eukaryota; Metazoa; Arthropoda; Insecta; Coleoptera; Nitidulidae
Source: the annotation of a GenBank genome assembly
CCCGCACUCACUAACACCAAUAAUUACAAAAUAAUAAUCUCUGUUAUGUCACACACCAUUGCGCUAGCUUUCAUUAUACGUACAUUAUCAUUAAAAAAGAGAGUUUAAAGUAAGAAAAACACAAAAAGGAAUAUGCCGUGCAAAACAUUUGAAAAUCGAAAGGAGGGGAAGUGACAGUUCCGACAAAUUUAAACCAAUAGACGACGCAAAGUUUUGCUGAGCCUACGUUGAUAUAUUUAUUGUGCGCGUUUUUCCAGUGACAUUUGAAGUGAUUUUGAAAUUGAACAGUAUGGAGUGAUGAUAAUGUUUUUAAUUUUGUUGUGAUUUGGUGGUUAUGGUGUGUUUUUUAAAGUAGAUGACUUUUAAAAAUGAGCGCAAACAUGUUUUCCGCCCAACAAAAAGCCACGUUGCCCGGAAAAUCACCGGAAUACUCCAGGAUACCCCUACCAAGCCCCACCCCUUUACGCCGUUGCGGGAGCCUAAGACUCAGCGGAGAAAAUCCCUUCACAAAUAUAAAUGGAGACAGCGGCGCGGAAAGCUGGCAACGGCGCGGCCAGCAGCAGGACGAGAACGCUGCCGAGUUUUCGGCAGGAAGUCAGUUAGCAGGCGGGAGCCCUCUGCAUAGGGGCAGGUCCUUUAUGGAAAAGGGCGAGAAAAAGUUUGGACUUGUGCCCGUUGGGCCGCAGUCGUUGAAAACCGGGCAGCAACGUGCCAACGGAAGUGUUCCGGGAGUGAGACAGCUGACCCAGCAGAGUCCUGCAAGGAUCAGAAGUUUGUCUCUGUCUCUGUCCAACACACGCCUAAAUAGCCCCAGAUCCCCAAACGUCCAGCACUCGUUGGGAUCCCCCCGAUCCCCAGCCGACAGUUGCCGAACGCACUCGAACAACCUGUCGGCCGAUUUCGACUCGGUAGCCGAGGAUUGGGACGAUUCGUGCAGCGUUGCCAGCUUGGGCGGCAGCAGCGUGGCUUCGUGCGAGCACGCCAGCGUCGCCCGCAACGGCACCACCUUCUCCGGGAGAAGCAUGAAGUACGUUUUUCAUUGCAAUCAACAUUCAGGGGCCACAGGGGAAGAUUAUUUAACCCCAACCCAAAGAGCUCAUAGACAAGUAAAAAAAUUGAAGUUUUUACUGCUACAGGCUAAAAAGGAUUUGGAGCAAAAAGAUAGUGAUAUAUUGAAAUUGACCAAAGAAGUUGUAGAGUUAAGACUGUACAAGGCGGCUCUAAACUCGCCGGAAGACAAGUCCAACUCAAGCGAUGCCGUCACAGUUCGAGAAAACACGAGCGAAGAGUGCAGCCCUGAGAAGGACGCCUUCGAUGGCGUUCACGUCGAGCGUCGGGACGCCAGCGACGUCGUCGCAGCCGGCGGCGCGGACAUGAACCAUUCCUUUGCCGAUUCCGGACACUUCGAGGACUGCACCAAUUCGUCCGUGCACUCGAAGGAUUCGGUGCUGUUUGACGACAGCAUUCGAUCGCCUUGCAGACGAAGAGAUGUGGAAACAUCGGAAAAGGGCACCAUCGCCCAAAUGGGCUCGUUGGAGCUGGAUUCAGAGCACAGCAAAUUAAUAAUGGAGUACGAAAAAAGACUGCAAGAAUUGGUGAGGACCCACGAAGAGGAGAAUUAUCAAUUGAAACAAAAACACAACGACAAAAUCGAAGAGUUGCUCGAGAGGAUCACCGAAAUAAAUUCAAGGUAUUGGGAAUUGGUACCGGAAUUGGAAACAGCUAGAGAUAGAAUCAAGGAGUUGGAGCUGCAAUUAGAAGAGGCAAGUACAAAAUUACAGGAACAAGAAGAUAAGCAGAAAGAGAAUUAUCUUCAGAUGUACAACAAGGGUCAGGAAGCUGCCAAACUUGAAAAUGAAAAUACGUUAAUGGAACUUGCUCACCAAAACCCGAGUAGAAUCUCAUUCCCGGAGCUUUUACAGGAGUUACAAGUCACCAAAAACGAACUAGAGAAAAUUAAGGCGAUGUAUAGACAACUGAUGGAGGCCAAAAGUAAAAAUAAAAUCGACCCGGAAAUAACGCUACAAUUUCUAAAAUCGGCAAUUUACUAUUUCCUUACUGACCGAGAAAACAGCCAGGGUCAUCUUAGGGCCAUACAAAGCAUUUUGGGGUUCUCUAUAGCCGAAAUAGAUAACAUAGAUAAAUCUAGGCUGCAAUAAAAAAAUACGGUUUCAAAAUACAGUUCAGAAAAUAAAAUCAAAAACUUCGUUAAAGUAGUGCCUAAGUAUUUACUUAAAAUACAUAUAAGUGAUGGAUUUUUCCCCAAACGUUUAAAAUUGUAGUCAUCCCUUAUAAUACACCCGGUAUAUUAGAUAGGAUUAUGGAGUGAUACUUGUUCUAAAAUACCGAUAAGGCAAACUCAAAAAUAUAACUCGAGCUUUUUUAGGCCAAUAAGAAAUUUAUUAUUAAAUGUUGUGCACAUACAGGGUGUUUGAAAAACAAUGGCAAGUAUUUGUCAUUGACUUUCUAAACAGCCUGUGAUUUAAAAACUAGUUAGUAAAACAUGUAUUUUCAAAGUGAGUUUUGGAUGUGAUAUCUGUAAUAAUGCCGUCUACUAAUUUUUUUUAAACAUUGGCUUUUUUGCUGACAUGGUGAGAAAAAUACAACUUAUUUUAAUAGCAGUUAAAAUUAUCGUACUGGUAAUUUUUUUAAUAUUAAAAUCGAUAUAAAAUGAAAUCUAGACUGUGCUGUAUUAUUAUGUUAUUUUAACAUCCCCAUGUAUGGACAACUGGUUAAGAUUUCUUAAAGAGUUCCUGAAUUAAGGUGAGGUACAAGAGAUUAAGGUUAAUAUCAUUACCAAUUUGCACAAAAAUAGUUUUUUAUUUAACAGACAAAAAAAAAUCUUUUGAAAUGUCUUUUUUGCACUUUUAGUCAAUUUUGUAAGAUACCUAUUAUUUCAUUUUAUUAUAAUAUUUUUAGUUUUAAUGGGUCGGUAUCGUGCAAUCAAAAUACAAUUUUUUACAUUACUUUAUUAUUAAUAAAAUAUUCUUACAUAUGUAAGUAUAUUAAGUAAUCAUAA